UUCAAAUUUACAAUGCAGCUCUUAACAGAUGGAGGCAAGGAGCAUUAAUGGAAACUGCUACAAGCGCUUUAACAAUUAUCGUGUUUAAAUAAAGUCUUUGUAUUGUAUUGUAUUGUAUCUCGUGUCAUUUCAGCUUGGUUUACUUAAUUUAGGAAAUUGCGAAAGAAAGGAAAUCUCAACAGUGUAACUUCGCGUUUUGAUGGAGAUUACAUUUCAGACCAAAACAAAUAUAAUUUAGCGGUCCAGAGAGUAUACCCACCAGGAGAGAUGAACGGCUACGUGACCAGCUACAAAUUGUGUGCGUUACAUAACGUAAAUUCUUGAGUCAAUUAACAAUGGCGGAUGUCAAGGAUCAGGCGGAAGAAGACGAGAAGCCCAAAAUAAUGUACGAAAAUUUUCGAGAAGAGUUGUUCUUUAACCUCAACGAACUCAGAGAAUCGAAUACUCUCUGUGAUACAACGAUUCGAGCCCAAGGACAGGAUUUCCCUGCCCACAGAUGUGUUCUAUCAGCUGCAAGCCCUUACUUCCGGGCCAUGUUUACAAGUGAAUUGAAAGAGAAAGAAAGUAGUCUCGUAGAGUUAAAGGAGAUCAAAUCUACCACGAUUAGCGAUGUUCUUCAUUAUAUUUAUACUGGUGAAACAGCUAUCGACCCUUCCAACGCGAAAGAUUUGGUGAUGGUCGCCGACUACUUGAUAAUUCCAAGUUUGAAAAAGAAAGCUGCAUUUUUCCUCCAGAAUAAAAUGAUAAAUGUAUCCAAUUGUUUAGCUUUAGAAUCGUUUGCUUCUCAAUAUGAUUGCCAGCAACUAAGACAAGCCGCAGUUUCUUUCCAAACUGAGAAUUUUCCAGACGUCUUUAGAUCUGAAGAUUUCACGUCACUCGAUUCGAAGAAAGUCAAAGAACUGAUUUGCAUGGACGAGAUAAACGUGACUGAAGAAGAGGAAGUGUAUGAAGCAGUGAUGGCCUGGGUGAAACAUGAUCUGCCAACCAGGGAAUGUACCCUUCCAGAACUGUUGAAAUGUGUUAGGUUGUUUUCAAUGUCAAAAUCCAGUCUUCGAAGGAUACUUGAUCAAGAGCUUGUUUCCAAAAGUCUCGAAUGUACGAGAAUUGUAAUCAAUUCGUUGGAUUUGUUUCUUUUCCCGGUACUGUCCCAGGACACUUCGCUCAAACCCCGCUUGUCAUUAAAGGAUUAUGAAGAUGUAGUGGUACUCACAAGUGAACAACCGGCAUCUGAAGAAAAGGAUGACCACGUAAUCAGUUGUUUUGUGCUUGCUACUAUGACCUGGAAGUCCCUCACCACUAUGCCUUUCAACUGUGAAUAUCACGAUGCAGCAGUGUGCGGAGGACUCUUGUACGUUGUAGGAGGUGUUGAUUCAACCUCAGUUAGUUGUUUUAAGCAAAAUAAGUGGUACGCUCUUGAUACAAAAUUAAAAGGCAAAGACUGCACAGUCACAUCCUUUGACGAUGAGCUCUUUGUGAUAGGUGGUGACGAUUCUUGGCAUGAUGUUCGAAUUUACAAUCCAGUUCUUAACGAGUGGAGACAAGGAGGAUCAAUGGAAACUUCUCGUGCUGGACAUAAUGCAGUUGUACUUCAAGGACAUAUUUAUGUCCUUGCAGGUCACAAUGGAGAGGAAUGUCUAAACAGUGCAGAGUGUUACAAUCCAUCUACUGACCAAUGGGCUGAGAUUUCAAGUAUGUCUGCUGUUCGAAGGUCGGCUGCUGCUGUGGCAGUUGGUGGAAAAAUCGUAGUUGUCGGAGGAUUUAGUGAUAUGUCAAUUUGCAGUGUAGAACCUUCCUGUGAAAUAUUUGAUCCAAGUGCAAAUCAGUGGAGCCUAGUACCUAGUCUAAGUAUUCCUCGUGCUAGAAGUGGUAUUAUGGGCAUAGGAGACAGUGUUUAUUUAUUUGGAGGUGAGGAUGAAGAAAACUAUAGGAGUGAAGUGGAAUGUUUUGAUUUAAAAACAGGUGAAUGGGAUAAAAUAUCAGAUAUUCCAAGUCCUCCUUAUACAGGUCUGCGAGCAUCUUUGCUCAAAUUACCCAAAGCUUUUAUUGAAAGUAGCCGUUGAAAUCACAUCUUGAAAGUGUGGGGUAGUUUUCUUAGUUUUUUUCCCCUAGAAAUUACAAUUAAUGGAAGAAAGGAUCAGGGAACUAAUUGCUCUGGGUACUUUACUUUCAGGUAACAAAUCUCAACUGUAAUCUUAAAUUGUCAGCAUAAUAUUACAUAAUGGAAUUUUACUUAGAUUAUGAUUUUUUUAAACCAAUCCUUUAGGACAUAAACAUGUCUGAGUUUUGCUGUCAGUUAACUUUUCAACUGAUUUAAAUACUUUUGUGGGCCAUUCCAUGCCAGUCAGAUUAAGCAGUGCAGACUGAGUAUUGGCCUUGAAACAACCUCAACAAGACAAAGAUAAUUAUGAAACAAUUUGUGGAAAAUUCAUAAGGAAGACUUCCUGUUAAACAUGUGACAUAAUUGAUAUCUACUUUGUUAAGUGGCAAUUGUAACAAAGAUAUUUAGAUAAGGUCGUAUUUUGAAUAGGGUAUUUCAUUGUAAAGGUUAGGAUGUUUAUAUAUUUGUUACCAACAUAACCAUAGGGCUGAGUCUUGUGGCUCAUUUUAAUUAUGUAAAAUGUUCAGAGAAAGCUUGGUUGAUUGAUUAAAUAACCAAGAUUUUCUUCUGAGCAAAGACGUUUUACGUCAGAAGUUGUCCAUCCUCGCAAAUUUUUAAAAUUUAUAUAUAUAUAUAUAUAUAUGUAUUUAUUUAUUUAGUACUAGGAAAACUGCGUUAAAGAUUGGGCAUUUCCUUAUUAAGGAAAAAUCAUGUCUGAACAAAACAGACACAAUGGCAGGUUAGUAUUAAGUAGUUACUAGGUUGAGCAUGAUAUCAUGGAUUAUAAAUGCAGAGGUCUGGGUUAUCUGCAAGGCCAAAGGCUGAAGAAGAUAAAACAGACACAAGGUUUAAUAAUUCAUGACAUCGUGCAAAAACAAAAUUAAAUAAUUGUUUUAUUUCACAUUUUGUAAACAAUCAGCAAAAGAAGACACUUCUUGCUGAGUUUGCGAAAGUUUAAGAACACUAAAUGGACUGGGGGCUUGGAAACUAGGCAGACUUUGAACUCGACAUGGACACCCAUCUGCACAUGUUGGGUUAUCAUGUCAACUUCAAACACUAUUGCAUAUUGACUGUAUGCUCUCGACCAAUCAGAGUUUUCAUAAGUCUAAUAUAUAAUAAUAUGUACUAGAUACCAGGUGUAUCCUUAGCUUUGUGCUGUAGGCACUUUUUUGACUCAACCUUUGAGCUUGAAUUUUUUGUGCAUUUGUUGACAUUUGGUUAUAUGUAUUUUUCUACUU
Messenger RNA from Stylophora pistillata, 3336 nucleotides. RefSeq names its product kelch-like protein 12. Lineage: Eukaryota; Metazoa; Cnidaria; Anthozoa; Scleractinia; Pocilloporidae. Gene Ontology annotation, molecular function: protein binding. The record is from RefSeq and is a predicted model, not a curated record.